Messenger RNA from Gadus morhua (Atlantic cod), 7165 nucleotides. It is a transcript of the gene tmcc1a, whose product is annotated as transmembrane and coiled-coil domain family 1a. The record is from RefSeq and is a predicted model, not a curated record. The coding region runs from base 3285 to 4784 and encodes 499 amino acids. The transcript is spliced from 5 exons. NCBI's taxonomy places the organism in Eukaryota, Metazoa, Chordata, Actinopteri, Gadiformes, Gadidae. Gene Ontology annotation, cellular component: endomembrane system.
GGGGGGCAGGGUGGCGGGGACUCGUUCCCAGAAUGAGAUGGGGUGUCACAGUAUCCCUUGUGGAUGUAUGUCGCCGGCACCUCGCAGAGGGAAACUGGAGCCGGAGGUACAGGAAGCUCAAAGGCACUCGACCGGAGUCAGAGGCGAGUUAACUGACAAGGUAAAUAUAAUUAAGAAGGCUAAUGGGUUUAAGCUUUAUUGCGCUUUAUGGUAACUGUGAUGCAGGCAAUGCAUACAAUUAUAGCUGACAUUUAUCAAAGAGAGAGACAGAGAGAGAGUGGAGAAAAAGAGAGAGAAAGGGUGAGAGAGAGCGUAUACUGUAACUGUGACUUGGUAUCAACAACAACACAGGAUCUCUUAAGAUGUUCAUCUUUUUUAUUUAUUCAUAGUGAAGUAGUAUUAUUAAAAACAUGAACAAAUAUUAAUAAUAUAUGGAUUUUACUUCCCCGAUGACAAGCGUUUGAGAGUCAGGGUUUGAGGUCGCCUCUUGUUUUCACACCUCAAUAUUUAUAUCUCUACAGAUCAAGGCCAACGCUCUCACAGUAGCACUUUCUAAUAAUAUCCACUUUCAAAAUGGUUUAAAACUAACCCUUGACCUGAAAUCAUAAUAAUUGUUUUUCUCUCAUGAUAUUGAUCUACAUUUAUAAUUACAUUGUAUAAUUUUUAAUUGAUGCAUGGCUGGGCAUCUGCUGUGUCGCCGUUGUUAUGUUUUUCUCGAGGAGGUCAAUCAAUUUAAUGAUAGUUCAUUGGAAUAAUAAAUGCCACACUAUUCUACUGCGUGCAAGAUAUGCCAAUGGAAAGAUGUUCAUCAGCAUGAUACAGGUCUUAUCCCUCCACCUGCUGAUCUGCUUCAACUCCUUUGCCAACAAUAACGAAAGCUGAUGAAAUCUAGCAUUUUAUAGACAGUAACAUCAUUUAUCCACCAAUUAUUCAGCAUAAUUGUUGAUUGUUUUUUAUGAAUUGUUAGUAAAAGUUGCUAUAACUUAUUUAAUAACCAUAAGUAUAACUAAAUUAUAAUUAAAUAUUUUCAUGCUUUCAUUAUCAUACAUGUGAUACACAAAACUUCAGGCACAGGUUUUGAGGAAAGAGCUAAUGCCAGAGGGUUGCGUCAACCUCCUGUAUAAGAUGCUAUGUUGUACUUCCUUUCGCAAAAUAAUUAAUUGUUGAUGUUGAAAUCCGGCUUCUAGUUGACGCUGUUAUUAUUGUAUUAAUAUGAUUAAUUGUAUUGUGGUGCUCUCUUGUCAUUGCAAACAAUAAGCAAGUAUUUCAAUAAUUUAGAUCAAGGUCUAGAUCGCCUUCAACGGUAACAUUGUACUUAAAACUAGCUAUUGAAUAAGUUCUAUGUAACUGUGUGUGUGUGUGUGUGUAUGUGUGUGUGCGUGUGCGUGUGCAUGUGGGUGGGUGUGGGUGCGUGUGGGUGUGCACAUCGGUGUGUGCAAAUGUGCAUAAGGGUGUGUGCGAAUGCGGGAGCACACAACAUGGUGAACUGCCUCUAGUAUGUCAACUGUGUUUGACAUACACCUGCACAUAUAGAGCACACAUCUAUUUAACAGAGAAUGGUGGACAAAUGCCUGUUCAUUUGACAUGUUUGUCAAUUGGUCUGUCUGCAAAGGCUUGGAUAGGCUUUGAACAGGCCUCCUGUGGAUGGGAGCUCCCUCUGCUUUACAGACGGUUGCACAGCCAAACCCAUCAGGCCGACAGACAGACACAAGCUUAGAAGAGAGAAAACUCUGCCUAAGUCUAUGUGUAUGUGUCUGUGUGUAUAUCUGUGCGGGUUUCUGUGUGUGUGUUUGUGUCAAGUUUCUUCUUCUCCUUCCUGAUAAUGGCUCAGCAAAUAAACAUGUUCAGCUGUAAUCACUCUGAUAAAUUACAUGUGCCCCUUCAGCUGAGUCUGUCACAGACACAUUUACAAAUAUGAAGCCAUCUCCGUUGCUGGGAAUGAUGUCCAUCGAAAGCAUGGCUGGACAUGAGCCAUUAUCGAGCUAUGCCAACAUGACAUCAUGGUCUCAUAUUUCAAUGGAACCUGUUUGGCCGUGAGACCUUAAGCCAAUGACAGGGAAUACAUACACAUUGCUGGAUGAAACAAACCUACACCCUGACGAACAUACCUGAUGAAUUAUUUUUAACAUGGAUGUGUGUGACAGUGUGGGCUCAUUGUUACGUUAGUUGUACGUAACUCUGCUUAAUGUAUGUUUAUCAUGCUGUCAAACCAAACUAGUAUGAUUGUAAUGGGUCAGUGUCUGUGAGCCGCCCCAUCUUAUCAGAAGCUGGUAAAGGGUCAACUUGUUUGCAGUGCAGAGUAAUCAACAGUGUUCCUUUGCACCCUUUUAUCUAUUUCUUGCUCUUCAGGAGACCACCACAUUGAUUAGGUGUGUCAUUUAAAUUCCUCCUUUAAAUUAGUCCACGACCUUUGAUCAUAUACUGCAGUAUGUAUUGUCUACCUAGAGACAUAUUAUUAAUUGGCAUCGAGAAACAGUAUAAUUUGCUCAAGUCAAGUCAAGUUUCCUGUAAUCGAAGAUUUUAAUUGUUUUGUAAGACUAAGGGGUUGUUUCAGAAACACCGUUGAAAAUAGGCAGUGUCGUAGCAGCAGUCCCACUUUAGAUAUUCGUAGAUCAGCCCGAAUGCAGACAGUAUCACACUGCCCUCGGCAGGGAGGCGCGCAAUGUGAACGGUACUGGUUAUUCUUGUUCUGUGCCAAGACUUUCUUUUGGCUGGCAACUCAAGAGACAAAGUUCAAGUCAAACCUUACAUAUAUAAUACACAGUGCCCUGUAACAGUCAUGUCCAACUGGAUCGAGUACAUUUUUGUCUCAAAGGAUACUAAAAAAAAGAUAAGGUUGCGAUGAAUUUCGGGUUAUAUCAGCGCUUCUUUGUAAAACUUCCAGUGAUAGACCCACCGAGAGAACGCUAGCUCGGGGAUAUGAUAACGGCAUGUCUGUGAUCAUUUAUUUUUGGUGGAAACGAUGACCGUUAAAUCAUUAUUUAUUAUCAACACAUUGACUUAACUUCUAAUUAGUUCCCGGAUGUUGCCAUUUGGCUUGCCUAGGAGCUAUAUUUAAGGGAGCGAGCACGAGCGGAUAACAACGAUUGGCGUUUGACUCGAACUCAGAGGAUGAUGUCACCUAGUUUCAGUUUAGAGCGAGUAGACGAGUUGUGGGCGGAGCCAAACAAACGCGAGGGGAGACGGUUUCAGGUGAGGCUGAAGACUCCCGACGGGCAGGAGUCAGUUGGAGCACAACCGGCAGCCGGGCAACACACGGCUCGGGGUUCGUGCCUAUCAAUUUAAUGAUUAUUAACAGAAUUCGCCCGAUUGAUGAAAGUGGGAAGUAUAAAAUCUCUUUGGAGAAAAUGCAUUGGGAACAAUUGCUUCGCCUGCGGAAUGGGAAGAUCGACCGGCUGGAUGCCGGCGGCCUGGCCCAGUCCCCGCUGGGCUUGUCGUGCGGGGCGGACGGAGCGCUUGCGGGGGCCGAGGACGCCACGCCGGACCCCCAGCGCACCAAGCAGGCCAUCGCCCAGCUGCAGCAGAAGAUCCUCAAGCUCACGGAGCAGAUCAAGAUCGAGCAGACGGCCCGGGACGACAACGUGGCCGAGUACCUCAAGCUGGCCAACAACGCCGACAAGCAGCAGAGCUCACGCAUCAAGCAGGUCUUUGAGAAGAAGAACCAAAAGUCUGCGCAGACCAUCCAGCAGCUGCAGAGGAAGCUGGAGCACUACCACCGCAAGCUGCGGGAGGUGGAGCACAACGGCAUCCCCCGGCAGCCCAAGGACGUCCUGCGGGACAUGCAGCAGGGCCUGAAGGACGUGGGGGCCAAGGUGACGGGCUUCAGCGGGGGCGUGGUGGACAGCGUGAAGGGGGGCCUGUCAACCAUCUCCCACGCCACGCACUCGGCCGCCGGCGCCGUGGUCUCCAAGCCGCGGGAGAUCGCCUCCCUGAUCCGCAACAAGUUCGGCAGCGCCGACAACAUCGCCUCCAUGGAGGAGCCCCCCACGGCGGCCGGGGAGGAGGGGGCCGCCGGGGCGGGGGGGCGCUCGCUGGGCAGCGUCGGCCACCACUACCAUUCCAGCCCCAAGUACGGCAGCGAGGAGGACUGCUCCAGCGCCACGUCGGGCUCCGCCGGGGCCAACAGUAUCACGGGGGCCCCCGGGGGCCCGCCCAGCUCCAAGGGGAUCACCCUGGAGAGGAGCCAGAGCUCCAACCUGGACCUGCUGCUGCAGGAGGUGCAGGACCUGAGGGUGGGCCAGACGCGGCUGGAGGAGAAGCUGGAGGGCCUGAAGAGCCACUACCAGAGGGACUACGCGGUGGUGAUGCAGGCCCUGCAGGAGGAGCGCUUCAGGUGUGAGCGUCUGGAGGAGCAGCUGAAUGACCUGACUGAACUUCAUCAGAAUGAGAUCCUGAACUUGAAACAGGAGCUGGCCAGCAUGGAGGAGAAAAUCGCCUACCAGUCCUACGAGAGAGCCAGAGACAUCCAGGAGGCUCUGGAGGCGUGCCAGACGCGGAUCUCCAAGAUGGAGCUGCAGCAGCAGCAGCAGCAGGUGGUGCAGCUGGAGGGCCUGGAGAACGCCACGGCGCGCACCCUGCUGGGCAAGCUCAUCAACGUGCUGCUGGCCCUCAUGGCCGUUCUGCUGGUGUUCGUGUCCACCGUGGCCAACUGCGUGGUGCCGCUGAUGAAGACGCGCACGCGCUCCCUCACCACGCUGCUGCUCAUCGUGCUGCUGGCCUUCCUCUGGAGGAACUGGGACGCGCUCUCGGGGUACACCCACCGGGCGCUGCAGCCCCCCAGAUGACGGGACGGCCCCCAACAGCCCCCGCGUCGCCGAGGCGACGCUGCGGUAAACUAACCCACCGGCGGGGAAAGGAGGGCGGAGCGCGACCCCCCUCGGUUGCAAUUUCGAUCCCCGAAGCGUAGGAGAAGAAUGUACCCUCCGCCCGUUUGAUUUAGGGGGGGGGGGGGGGGCCGUGUGGACCAGCACCGAACACGAGCUCCGAUCGGCUGAGCACACACACACACACACACGCACACGCACACGCGCGCGCGGGAGGGCCGGUCUGGACUGCAGAGAGAGAGACGAGGGGGGAAGGGGGGCUGCCCCCACCACAAGGGAGAGACUGUGUUUACAUUGUAGGUGACGAGCUAUUUGGUGUUCUUACUCCUCAAAGAACACGGUGUCAUUCUGUUUUUAGUUUUCAUCGAGCACAUUGUGAUUUAUUCUUAUUUUUUUCUAAUGUUAUUUUAUUUUCAGCGUUAUUUUAUUCAGUACCAUGUAGCAUUAUGGCCCUCUCGUGGCCCGGCGAGAGCCAGGGCGUAGUCAGGAAUCCGUGGGGUAAUUUCACGUCUGUGGUCCCUUUUGUAAAGGCAUGAAGUAAUGAUCCCUCGACUGGGUGCCUUCGACACAGAGUCCCCGCACGUCCGUGAUGGAUGCCUUUUCAAUUUCGGAUGAAGGAACAUUUGCAAGAUUUUCACAGAGAUUUUUCCUCCACCUUUUAUUCAAAUGAAUUUCCCUCAGCGAGAAGAACCUUUCCUCGUACAUGAAGGACGACCAAGACUUUUUCAGCGUUUCAUGACUAGAGACUCCUUGUGCUUCCUUACUCUUUAUACUAAAAAAAAACCGAUUGCACCGUUUAACAUUUCUUUCUUUCUUCCUUUCUUUUAAAUUAAUAGAGACUGAGUUGUUUGAAGAACGGGCAUGAAGUGUGAAACCCUCAUGAAUGAAAAGCGGAACCUGUUUUUACAGGAGAAGAAGCUUUGAUGGACCACUUUUUACCACACAACCGUCGGAUCCCAGAAACUGCUUAUUCAUUCAUAAGCAAAUCUGCCGUCUUGUGCAAAAUUUAAGCAUGCAAACCUGCAUGUUCUCAUUAGGAAGAGAUUAGAGCGAACGGUUCUUGAUGAUAAUAACAGUGAAGACGGGCCAGAGUAGGGGUGGACUACAUCGGAGGUAUCAUCGCCGGGACAAUUGCUUUGACCUCGCCGUAUGUAGCCACAAUGUGAGGGGAAAAAAACAUGAAAUAUUCUACUUUAUACACCACUGGUGCUCAUUCACUCCCAGUUCUAAUCGCAACGGAAUGGAUUGCUCCUCCAUAUCAUCUGUGAUCAUGUCUGUUGAGAUGUGCACUGCCCUGGAUGUGUGCGUGUUUGUACGUUUGUGCGAGCAUGUUUGCGCGUGCGUGUGUGUGUGUGUGUGACGUGUGUGUGCGUUUCUGUGUGUAGGAAAUUGCCCAAUCCUUCAAAUGCUCUCCCUGUGUAAAAAAUACUAAAACAAAAAGAAAAGUCUAAUCCAUCUCAUGUUUCCAGUCUGACGCCCGUCUCGGCGUGAGAGAAGGAGAGAGUAUUGGAGGUUGUCCUUGAUCGUUAAUCAAAUGACACGACGUUGAAGAAAUGUUUCACGCUUAAACUCUUGGGGAGAUAUUAGCGGUGGUUGAAAUGUCAUUACAAAAAUGGACUUGGCCAUCUGUGAAUAAGGCGCGCGUCAGUAAACCUCUCCUGUUUGUGUAUUUCACCCUUUGACUGGAGAGUCCCCAGGUUCAACCCCCGGCCUCAUCCUCCGCCCCCCCCCCGUCUGCUCAAGGGCAGGGCAGGGCAGGAUGGCUGCGCUCUUCUGAAGUUCACUUGCACACACUCGAUGAGUGGCUCAAUGGGAGAUAGCAGCAGAUGGUAAAAAAACUCGGGACUGGACUGUGCAGCCGCACUUUAGCACACGGCCAGAGAUAACCUUACCCAGGUUCGGGAAAGGGCGGGCGGGCGGCGCAGAAGUGUUUUCAAUUGAGACUUGGGAGGGGAAUAGCUGUUUGAGUCGGUAGUCCCGGUCGGGGGUGGGGGGGUACCCUCGGGUCCUGGUUCCCCCGUCGGCUCUGCCUCACUGAGCGACUCAUCACCGGCGACGUUAGGUGUUGCUCCACACAUGGACGGGUGGGGUUCGCUUGCACUGAAGUGAGACGUGCGGUGGCCUGUGUGUUUAUUGAGCUUCUCCAUUGUGUGGUGGUCGUGGUGAGGAGCAGAGGAGCAUUGACGACGUGGGCCUGACCUUGGACCCCCCCCUCCCCCCCCCCAGUUUGACCUUGCAGUGACUCCUGUGAUACAGCAGGUUUAGGGAUGUGUUCAACCAUUCCAGUGCCUUCUCAUGUCCUUUUCUAAGUAUGGAAUAAAUAAAGUGCAUUCCUGAAUAAA